Messenger RNA from Gavialis gangeticus (Gharial), 1767 nucleotides. RefSeq names its product guanine deaminase (gene GDA). Gene Ontology annotation, biological process: guanine catabolic process. The record is from RefSeq and is a predicted model, not a curated record. Gene Ontology annotation, cellular component: cytosol. The transcript is spliced from 14 exons. NCBI's taxonomy places the organism in Eukaryota, Metazoa, Chordata, Crocodylia, Gavialidae. Gene Ontology annotation, molecular function: guanine deaminase activity; zinc ion binding. Bases 238 to 1590 code for a protein of 450 amino acids.
GGAGGAGCGCGGGGAGCCUGCCAGCCGCGUUAACCACACCCCGAAGGGACAGUCACCAGGGGGUGGGUGGAGAGACGGCGGCAAGUGCCGGGAGCUGCUCGCGGCGCGGUGGGAAUAACACGGAACCGGCAGCGCGCAGGGUGCCGCCGCCGGGUGCGGGAGAGCGGGACCCGGGAGCUGGGAGCUGCCACAUCGCGGCGCCGCCUUCACCCGCAGCCGGGCUCCCCCGGCACCGCCAUGGGCUCCCCGCACACCCCGCCGCUGGCCCACGUCUUCAGAGGGACCUUCGUGCACUCCAGCUGCGCCUCGCCCGCCGACAUCCUGCACGGCCGCCUGCUCGGGGUGGACGACACCGGGAAAAUUGCAUUUUUGGAACAAACUGACCAGCAAGAGCAACUGGCUAAGAAAUGGGGCUUCAGAGCAUCUGAUAUAAGAGAACUUAGUAAUCAUGAAUUCUUCAUGCCAGGAUUGGUUGAUGCACAUAUCCAUGCACCUCAAUAUUCAUUUACUGGUACAAGAGUAGAUCUACCUCUUUUGGAGUGGUUAAAAACCUACACAUACCCAACAGAAGCCAAAUUCAAAGAUAAUGACUAUGCUGAAGAAGUGUACACAAGAGUUGUAAGAAGAACACUAAAAAAUGGCACAACUACAGCAUGUUACUUUGGAACAAUUCACACAGAUGCUUCUCUGCUUCUGGCUGAAAUUGUAGAUAAAUUUGGUCAGCGAGCAUAUGUUGGCAAAGUUUGCAUGGAUAUCAAUAACGCUGUUCCAGAAUACAAGGAAACCACUGAUGAUUCUGUCAAGGACACAGAAAGGUUUGUUAAAGAACUUCUUGAAAAGAAAUAUCCAAGGGUACAUCCCAUAGUGACACCUCGUUUUGGACCUUCCUGCACUGAAGAGUUGCUGUGUUCACUUGGUAACUUAGCGGAAGCUCACAAUAUUCACGUGCAGAGUCACAUCAGUGAGACAGAAGGAGAAAUGAAACUUGUGGAGGAAAUGUUUCCCACCUAUAAAAAUUACACUGAUUUAUAUGACAAAAACAAGCUACUUACAAGCAAGACAGUGAUGGCCCACGGCUGUUAUCUCUCAGAAGAAGAGCUGGACAUUUUUAAUCUUCGAGGAGCUUCAAUUGCCCAUUGCCCCAACUCCAAUUUUUUGUUGUGUAGUGGCAAUUUAAAUGUGCGAAAAGUUCUGAAACACAAAGUGAAUCUGGGCUUGGGCACAGAUGUUGCUGGUGGAUAUUCAGCUUCCAUGCUAGAUGCUAUAAGGAAAACAAUGAUUACGUCUCAUGGCCUUAAAAUAAAUAAAAUCAAUGAGGAAGGCCUAACAAUUAAAGAAGUUUUCCGACUAGCAACUCUUGGAGGAAGCCAAGCCCUAGGACUAGAUAAUUUGAUCGGAAACUUUGAGGUCGGAAAAGAAUUUGAUGCACUGCUGGUCAACUCCAAGGCGUCAGACAGCCCCUUUGAUUUGUUUGCUGCUGAUACUUUUGAGGAUAGCUUCCAGAAGUUCCUGCAUCUAGGUGAUGAUCGGAAUAUUUCUGAAGUAUAUGUGGCUGGCAAGCAAGUGGUUCCUUUUUCAAGUUCAGUAUAAUUCCGUUUCCCUUCUGCAAAACUGUCUGCUGACCAUUUUACAUCUGAAUCUGAAAGGAUUGGUUAAACACAGUGCCUCAUUGUCAAGAAUGACACCUAACAUUUUUGUUUAAUGUUGUUACUGUGUAGAAUAUUAUAAAUAUCAUUAGAUCUAUCAAGAUUAAAGUUACCAAAAUUA